Nothobranchius furzeri (turquoise killifish) is the source of this 7386-nucleotide messenger RNA. The record is from RefSeq and is a predicted model, not a curated record. Lineage: Eukaryota; Metazoa; Chordata; Actinopteri; Cyprinodontiformes; Nothobranchiidae.
CGUGUGGAGGAGGACUGGGAUGUGCUCCUUCUAUCCUUCUAUCACGAUUCACAUCGCGGCUCCGAGCUGGAGGAGGAUGCUGAAGGGGGUGGUCUGAAACCAGGAGCAGCGCCCCCACCUGCUGCUUUUACCUUUUCUGUUUUUGUUCAUAUUUAUUAGAACCCCCUUUAGUUUUCAUCGUACCUCUAUUAUCAUUAUUAUUAUUAUUAUUAUUAUUGUAUUCCCAUGUUGGGGCUGAGAUGAGAUGAGAGCCGGUGCGCGUCGCGAGCAUCCUCCUUGCUGACUGGAGUCAUGAAUUAUCCAAGCUUUACUCCACAGAGCCGCUCCGUCUGAUUCAGACAGGAGGGAGCGCUGAUUCCUCCUUAACUUUUCAUUUAGAGCAUCUUCGACGGUUGCAGCUGCAGCAGCAGGUACUUUUGCACCUGAGGUGAGUCCGUCCUCCUCCUUCCCUUCCCUUGCUGGACGUAGACACAAUUUAAGGCUCAUUCUUCCAUGCUGGCUCUGAAGGACCGCUGAGGAGCGUGGGAGAGCAGCCUCAUCCUGCCUCCUGAUUAUUCCCGUCAUUCCCUCCCUAUUUAGGCUUUUUCUCUCGGUAUGAUUCAGUAUUUGUUGUGAUGUGAGCUGAGGUCAGGUUGGAUGUUUCUGGUUAGGUAAAUGAAAGCUGGGACGUGACAGUGAAUACUAAUUACUGUCAGCGACCGUCUCUGCCUCCUUUUCUCCCCCACCCGUCUCUUUCCUCCCCCCGGUUGUCUUCAUGUACUUAUGGCACGCUGACGGGGACUCCCUCUGAAAUCGGGAUUAUAGCGCCGCUAAGGUCAUCGACUUAAACUGAACCUGCGUUCCUUCCAGCGGCUGCCAGGCCAACUGGAGCGGCCAUGUGGAGCAGGGAGAGCGCAUCCUCCUCACCCCUCAUCUGCCUGCUGCUGCUCACGGCGCUGUGGGAGAUCAGAUCAGUGAAUGCUGACGCCGCAUCUGAUGACCUCAACAUCACAUUGUUCACACGUAUCCUGGACAGCCUGCUGGAUGGAUAUGACAACCGUCUACGGCCUGGUCUUGGAGACAGGGUAACCGAGGUGAAGACGAACAUCUUUGUCACCAGCUUUGGACCCGUUUCAGACACAGACAUGGAGUACACCAUAGAUGUUUUCUUCAGGCAAAGCUGGAAGGAUGAGCGGUUGAAGUUUCACGGGCCGAUGAACAUUUUGCCUCUGAACAACCUGAUGGCCAGUAAGAUCUGGACUCCAGACACCUUCUUUCAUAACGGGAAAAAGUCUGUGGCUCACAACAUGACCAUGCCUAAUAAACUGUUAAGGAUCAAAGAUGAUGGGACGCUGCUGUACACCAUGAGGUUAACAGUGCAUGCAGAGUGCCCAAUGCAUCUGGAGGAUUUCCCCAUGGACUUUCAUUCCUGUCCACUAAAAUUUGGCAGCUAUGCCUACACAAUCUCAGAGGUGACCUACGCUUGGACUCUAAAUGCAUCUGAGUCGGUCGUGGUAGAAGAGGAGAGCUCUCGCUUGAACCAAUACGACCUGCUUGGUCAAACUGUUGGGCAGGAAACUAUUAAAUCGAGUACAGGUGAGUACACAGUGAUGACAGCUCAUUUCCAUCUAAAGAGGAAGAUCGGCUACUUUGUCAUUCAGACGUACCUGCCGUGCAUCAUGACAGUCAUCCUCUCCCAGGUGUCCUUCUGGUUAAACAGAGAAUCCGUUCCAGCCCGGACCGUGUUUGGUGUGACCACCGUCCUCACCAUGACAACUCUGAGCAUCAGCGCCAGGAACUCGCUUCCCAAGGUUGCGUAUGCCACCGCCAUGGACUGGUUCAUCGCUGUCUGCUACGCCUUCGUGUUCUCCGCUUUGAUUGAGUUUGCCACUGUCAAUUACUUCACAAAGCGCGGCUGGGCCUGGGAUGGGAAGAGCGUUGUGAGCGAGAAGAAAAAAGAAAGGGCAUCCAUGGUGAAGAAGAACAACGCCUACGCUGUGGCUGUGGCCAACUACGCUCCAAACAUCAGCAAGGACUCCAGCACCCUGCCGACCAUCGCCAAAGGCGGCACUGCCGAUCCAAGCAAGCCCAAAGCAGACGGCAAAGCCCAAGAAAGCAAGAAGACAUUCAACAGUGUCAGCAAAAUUGACAGGAUGUCUCGGAUUAUGUUUCCCGUUCUGUUUGGCUCUUUCAACCUCGUCUACUGGGCCACCUACCUAAACAGAGAACCAGUUAUAAAGGAUAUGGUCCCCUCGAAUUAGAGACUCAUUCUGGUCCGAGGGAUAAGAGGAACCAAAUACCUCCAGCAACUGUGCACACACACUUUUACAGUCCUGGAUUUCAGUGUCAUCUUCUAUCUCCACCUGUUUUCUACACCAACUGCAGCACUUUUGAGAAAGCCUGGCUUUUGUAAAUGUGUAUUUAAAUUUAAGGUUUCAUGGUGACAAAAUGUGCAGUUAUGUAUUCGUGUUUCCUUAAAAGUAUGUUUUCCGGUUGCUUUAUGUAGCCGCUGUAAAUACAAGGUGUAAACGCAUAAACACUUAUGUUUUAUUUACGAUUACUUCUUCGCACGGGGAAUCACGCUGGUAAUGUCAAUCUUCUUGGUAUCACAGUAUCGCGUUUUCUUUUGAGAGAAAGAACAGAUUAUGCAUUAUUUGUCUUUAGUUUGUUGCCAUCUGUGAGUGGCUAGUUUUAUUCUUUGUGUCUAAGCUGGUGAAAAGCACACCUGUGUGAUACUUCAAACUUGUUUUCUUACAUGUGACAGCAGCUAUGGGGCUGUAACCACAUGCUGCUUCCCUGAAUAAUUGGAACAAUCUUAACUGAAAAGGAUCUGAAAAUGUGCGGGAUGUUGUGUGGUUUAGACCUUCUCUCAUGUUGUUUUUAAACAUUUCUUUGGAAGAAAGAAAAGGAAUGAAUCAGGAGCAUUUUGUUCGACAAAAUGAAACAAAACCAUUAUUAUCGGCACGAGACAAAGAACCCGAGAACGACAGAAACCACCGGAACAUUUUAUCAAACUGUGUCUAAACUCACCAUCAGACACUGAGCAACAUUAGCAUCUAUCUGGACAAUGUGGCUUUGUCCCAUCCACCACCCUUUGGCUAUCAUCCCGGGGCCACAAACGUCGGAAGCAGACAACUGCAUUUCCAGAGGAAACGAAAGAGCACUAAACACCAGUAGCCAUUUUCUACGUCCAAUCAUCUUUUGUUAUCCAUAACUUCAAAUGGUGGGUUUUUUUUUUUUGGGGGGGGGACUCUGGAAGUUUGUCCUAAGUUGAAGUGGUAGCAGCCGGCUGUUUCUCCUCUGCUAUUAUCGAGAACCAAAGUUGCUUUGAGCUGUGUUAUUGCUGGGUUUUUAGAACCUGACCAGCCAGAGUCUGGGAACUCUCCUAUUCAAAUAAUCCCACCCCCUGAGAAUUCUAACCGAGCCAAUCAGCGCUGAGCAGCGUACGUCACACACCACAACGCACAUCGAAGGUGACUUCUGAAGCAAAGUUCGCUUCAGCUCUUUCCUCUGUUCUAAAUGACUUGGACAUGUUUCGUCAACCACAACAAGUAGAAGCGCUAAAAGCCUUUAUUUAAAAAAAAAAAAGAUGUUUGGGCCGUCUCCAGACGCCUUUUUGACAACAGCUAAAGAACUACAGUCAUACAGUCUGAAUUUCUGCCUUUUUUCUGAUUGGUUAUUUUUGAGCUGGCUAGUCCCACCCCUCACGUGCCUCUCUGCCUGCGACAUUUACCAGACUAGUUCUCUGUGUAGAAAUAAACAGAGGACGAGUCUGGCAGGCCUAUGGGGUGCCAUUUGUAAAGUCAAACAGUCAUAAUGUAACAGCAAUAUUUUUGGUUAUUUAGCGAAUCAUAAGAGAAAAAAUUGGGAGUUCACUUUUUCAAAGUCAUAUUUUCACCAUGUAAUUCAUACAUUUAUAAAUGUUAAAGUUUCCAAAUAAAUAUUUAGUUAGCAAGCUAAAUAUUUAAUUAGUAGUUAAAUAUUUAUUUUGCAAACUAAAUAUUUAGGUCUGAUCUAAAUAUUUAGUUUGUAAAAUAAAUAUUUAAUUCACUAACUAAAUAUUUAAUUUACUAAUUAAAUAUUUAUUUUGGAACUAAAUAUUUAAUUUGUAAAUUAAAUAUUUAUUUCCGAAAAAAAAAUAUUUAGAUCCCAGCUAAAUAUUUAUUUAGGAGCUAAACAUUUAGUUUGCAAAAUCAGUAUUUGGGAAAUAAAUAUUUAAGUCUGACCCCAAAAUAUACUAUAUAAAUAUAUUUCCCAAAUACUGAUGUUGCAAACUAAAUGUUUAGCUCCAAAAUAAAUAUUUAGCUGGGAUCCAAAUAUUUAUCUCGGAAAAUAAAUAUUUAAUUUACAAAUUUAAUAUUUAGUUCCAAAAUAAAUAUUUAAUUAGUAAAUUAAAUAUUUAGUUAGUGAAUUAAAUAUUUAUUUUACAAACUAAAUAUUUAGAUCAGACCUAAAUAUUUAGUUUGCAAAAUAAAUAUUUAACUACAAAUUAAAUAUUUAGCUUGCUAACUAAAUAUUUAUUUGGAAACUUUAACAUUUAUAAAUGUAUGAAUAACAUGAUGAAAAUAUGACUUUGAAAAAGUGAACUCCCAAUUUUUUAUCUUAUAUAUGCUAAAUAACCAAAAAUAUUGCUGUUAGAUCAUGACUGUUUGACUUUACAAAUGGCACCCCAUACAGGCCAGGCUAGGGUUUUUAGACAGUUGCGAGAGAACCACUUCACUCAAUUUUUAUUUAGAUUUUUUUGGUAUCACCACAACAUAUUUCACGCUGUAUUUAUAGUUAUACUAUGUUAGAACAUUUUAAAAGACAUAAUUUUUUUAAGCAAGCUUGUAGUGUAGAUUUGCUUUUCUAGCUUAAGAGCGCUCUGGUCUGCUUGGAAUGACGUCAGGACCGCUCCGAUCGUAAAUCGUGGCUUUCAGACAUGUUGGAUUGUCUUGGUCUGAUUCCGAAAACAAACAAGUGACAUUUCAUGUGACAUGUAACAAAUCAGAAAGUGAGGUGACAGAUGUGCGAUGCACGUUCUUCCUCCGCCAUGUUUGUUUAUUCAAAAGUCACAUUUCUUUUGGAGAGGUUUUGACCGGAGAAUUUUUGUGUGUGAAAUGGGCUUGUGUGUAGUAUUUACUGUUUUGCCACCAGUGGGAAAGAAGUACUUGAUUUUUUUUACUUAAAAAUCAAGUCACCCCCUAGUAGAGUCCGCUCCCUCUCCCUGUUUGAAAAAUGCAACAAAUGCUGUUCCCUAGCAGACCGAGAGGGCAGAGCCGCUAACAAAUACACACACACAGGCUCAAAACGACAUUGUGACAUCAUAUGGUACCAACUAACAUUCUAUGGUACCUCUUAGCCAAUAGCGAUGGCAGAUUUAAAUUAAAAUACAGUGCAGAGUUUUUACCUGACAACGGCACAACACUGCCAGUUUUAGGCAGAAUAUUUAAAUUUUAACUAAGAUGCACUGAAGUGCCAAAUUAUUGACAACACGUGUCUGCAGCAUGAUUAGACACUCAUUUAUUUAGUUUAUCAGCAAAAAAAAGUUUAUUUGGGGGUGACUUGCUCUUUAACUAAAAUUAACUAAAGUGUCAAAUUAUUGACUGAACGUGUCUACAGAGUAACUAGACACUCAUUUAUAUAGUUUAUCAACAAAAAAAGUUGAAUUGAGGGUGACUUGCUAUUUAAGUAAAAGUACAGAUCAAUUAGGUGAAAAAAUUACUUAAAGUGGGAGUAUCCAAGAAAAUGUUGGCUUAAGCAAAAGUAUCAAAGUCAGCAUUUUCAUAUGUGCUUAAAAGUAAAAAAAGUUAACGUAUUUUCCUAACAUUUAAAUAUGCGUUUUGUGUGUAGAAGUGUGUUGUCACACUGGAGGGAGGAGGCAGAAGUAUUUACCUUUGGAACUCCAGUCUGGAGCAGAAUAGGGAGUGUCCUGCCAGUAUCCAUCAGACCGAGGGUGGGGUUUAUAUAGUGGAGUAGAAAGUACAGAUAAUUGCUUUUAAAUCUGUUUAAGUAAAAAGUAGGCCUCAAGAAAAUUACAGAUACAAAAACCUUGUUCUCAAGUACAGUAACAAGGUAUUUGUACUUUGUUAAAUUCCAUCACUGGUUGCCGUACACCACCCACUGUAGGACAAAAACUAGUGUAUCCAUGAUGUUUUUUAUCGCCACGCAUGAGGCCUUUUUAAAACCGCCCGACUAUUUAAAAGUCCUGCCGUGUGAACUGAGUCUAAGCACAUCAAACAUUUCUUCACCUUUCACCUCUGACUCCUCCCCCACCAUCUCUUUCAGACUUUGUUUAUUUAUCUUUAUGAAGUUGGUUGCUUGUGGAGUUAUAGUGAUUUCAUACUUGGGUCUGAAUGCGCUCUAAACUCCUGGGCCAUCAGAAACAACAUUCCAACAUUCAAGAAGCUGUGAACUAACAUUUUUAAAAAGCGAUUUAUCGCUUGGAUGACUUGUUUAUAUUUUUAAAUUGAACAAACUGAUGUCUCAGUCUUGUGAUCAUUUGGCUAAACUGUGAAGCUACUCCAGCUCUUUUAUCUCCUGGACCCUCAGUGGCACUGGUCGUUAAAGAGCAAACAAAAUGGAAGGAAGAUUCCAUACAGAGUAAAAACAAAUGUUAUAGCUAAUUCAGUUUAUUAUUUAAAUAAUUUCAUGGGAUAUUAUUGUGGUGCAAAUUCACAGAAACCUCUGCUGUGAUCUUGAUGAGGCUCUAUGUGGUUUAAAGAUUUCCUCAUUUUCUGUAGCCAGUUUCUGGUUGUUUACAACAUAUUUCAUGUUCUCAGAAGUGAUCUUAAAGUGCAUCCAGGUCUGAACAAACUUUAAACUGAGACAGGAGCUGGAUCUGUGCCCCAGUGAGCUCUAGUAUUAAAAAAAGAUUUUAUAUAUAUAUACAUAUAUAUAUAUAUAUAUAUAUAAUGGGAAUUUAUUUCAGACUGCCACUGAACUUUUGAGAGAUUAAUGAAUAUUUAAAAAAAUCAGUAUUUGUGUAAUCUUUUUUCAUUAUUGUUAAAAUAACAGGCAUAUAUUUUUGGGGUUGGUCAAAUAUUUUCUAGUUUUCUUUUAGUUUGUGAUCAAAGUAAGGAUUUCACACACCCUGAAUGAGGGUAACAGGAUAUAUAAACCUUUUGGCUUAAAAUAGGGUAGUUUUUUCUACGUAAACCCCUUAUGUUCAGCCUCAUGUUAGCUGUCAUGUACGAUACACUGGUGUUGGUCUUUUUCAUAAACGCUUUUACUUCCAAUUUUACCAGUUCAGCUUCAUUUAUUUGUUAAACCAAACUUUGCAUGGAGACACAAUUUAGGAGACAUGUUUUCUUUAUUUUUGGUCAUAAGGUAUAGCUCACAUCCAAAUUGAAAACUGAAACAUUCCAGACUGUUUGAAGAAUGGAUGGCUGAUUCAGUGCACAGUUUUCAAUAAAACACGUAAUUUCA